AUGGCAUGUCGUCUGCAGAGCAUCAACUCUGCUCUAUCCAACACUCCCAAGCAAAACGACAAUCAGCACAGGAUCUGCCUCGAGUCAAACAGCAGUACCCAGCACCCAGCACACAGAGUUAUGUGCGUCGUUAUCUACUGGUUCUCGGCGGGCUGCAGCCUCCACACGAGCUGGGAGUUCAAGCAGUGCAAUCUGGCUGACUUCAAGGGCGGAUGCCAAAUGGCCAGAGUUGAGAAGUCUGUCCGAGGGGAAGACUGUGCCGACUGCGAGCGGGAGGCGAAGGAAAAGGAGAACGAAGAAGCCGUUGAGGAACUCAAGAGGGAAUUUUCGACAUUAGUGGCGUCGGUAUGCAGCCAGGAGGAGCCGAAGAAGAAGAAGGAGGCAGAGCCCGAUGGCAAUAUCGCCCGUCCUGGCUGCGCCGGGCCCGUCGUUUCUGGCUUUGAGACGCUUAGCAACCUGCUUCAGAGUUUUGCUCAUCAGUCUUGGGUUGAGGGCAAAAUCGACUUGCUAGAAAUCGAGGCGGAAGCUUGCCGUCCGGCCCGUGACGAAGAACCAAUCGACUGCUUCAAAGUGGACUAUGACUUUUGGGGCGACAUUCUCAGGUGUGGGAUGAAGCAUAUUCUCGACGCUGCCAGGGAUGAGAUGAUCAAGAGCUGUGGGGAACGAGACCAGGAGUUCUUUGAAAUCCAAGAAGCCUGCAAAUUCCCACCUCAAACGAUGUCUCUGCAACCCAAUACAAAGCAUGAAAUCAUUGUAGCUACCAGGGCUCUACGAAAAGACUACUGGCUCCAGAACUUCCUCACUGUCCUCUUACAGUUGUCACGCAUUGGUGGUGGGGGGCUGGGUUCGGAGCCCACGUGUAACUUCCAUCUGAACGCGACUCGGGCCUCGAUCCAUAAACGAGUUGCCUACCUAUAG
Messenger RNA from Drepanopeziza brunnea f. sp. 'multigermtubi' MB_m1, 918 nucleotides. The record is from RefSeq and is a predicted model, not a curated record. NCBI's taxonomy places the organism in Eukaryota, Fungi, Ascomycota, Leotiomycetes, Helotiales, Drepanopezizaceae.